Molecule: messenger RNA, 744 nt
Organism: Carya illinoinensis
Lineage: Eukaryota; Viridiplantae; Streptophyta; Magnoliopsida; Fagales; Juglandaceae
Product: 54S ribosomal protein L19, mitochondrial
Exons: 1
Coding region: 123-590 (155 amino acids)
Biological process (GO): translation
Cellular component (GO): large ribosomal subunit; ribosome
Molecular function (GO): structural constituent of ribosome; large ribosomal subunit rRNA binding
Source: RefSeq, a predicted model, not a curated record
CCGUCGUCACCAACACGAGCUAUUAAACUUGGAUGCAAGACGCUACCCUACCCGAGCGCUAAGUCGUAUAUUUCCCCUGGAUCCCUCUCUCUUUCACACGCAAGCACAAACACGUUGAGGGCAUGUCGACGCUGAAAGAGAUCCUUACCCGGCGGCCCGUGGCCGCGACGAUCCGUCUCACGGUCCCAGCCGGAGGAGCUCGCCCAGCACCACCGGUGGGACCUGCUCUGGGACAGUACCGGCUGAAUCUGAUGGCCUUCUGCAAGGACUUUAAUGCCCGCACACAGAAGUACAAGCCCGACACACCCAUGGCCGUUACCAUCACCGCUUUUAAGGACAACACCUUCGAGUUCAUCGUGAAGUCCCCCUCUGUCACCUGGUACAUCAAGAAGGCAGCCGGGGUCGAGUCCGGCAGCAGCCGACCGGGCCACGAGGUCGCCUCUACCAUAACUCUCCAGCAUGUCUACGAGAUUGCCAAGGUGAAACAGUCUGACCCUUAUUGCCAAUACAUGCCCUUGGAGUCCAUUUGCAAGUCCAUCAUUGGGACCGCCAAUACCAUGGGGAUUAAGGUUGUGAAGGAGUUGGAUUAACAACAUUCCAAAUCCUGUUCUUUUGAUUUGGUUGUCAGCCCCUUUUCUCGUUCUUUUCAAUUUUUCUAAAAGAUGGGCUUAAAAUUGUGAUGAUGGACUUGUGGGAUGUUGUACUUGUCUUGAAUUUGUUUUAGUUUGAAUUUUUGUUUGAUCA